AUGAAUAUCUUCAGGCUGGCGGGGGACAUGACUCAUCUGAUGAGCAUCGUGGUCCUGCUGCUCAAGAUCAGAGCCACCAAGUCAUGCCGAGGCAUAUCCCUGAGGACCCAGGAAAUGUACCUCCUCGUGUUCCUGUGUCGCUACCUGGACCUCUUCUACUCCUUCGUCUCCCUAUACAACACGGUGAUGAAGCUCAUCUUCCUGGCCUCCUCGGCGGCCAUUGUGUACUACAUGCGGUAUGACCGGGUGGUCAAGCAGACGUAUGAUCGGCGCCAGGACACCUUCCGCUACCUCUUCCUCAUCGUGCCGUGCCUGAUCCUUGCCCUGCUCAUCAACCACGCCUUCACGCUCACAGAGAUCUUGUGGACCUUCUCCAUCUACCUGGAGGCCGUAGCAAUCCUGCCCCAGUUGGUGCUGAUGCAACGAACCCAGAACAUUGACAACCUGACCGGAAACUAUGUGCUACUGCUCGGGACAUACCGGGGCCUAUACAUCCUCAACUGGAUCUUCCGGUUCUUCACAGAACCACACUACCGUCAGUGGCUGGUAUGGAUAAGCGGGCUGCUGCAAACGGCGCUGUAUGGUGACUUCUUCUAUUAUUAUUUCAAGUGCUGGAAGAGCAAUAAGAAGCUCACACUCCCUGCAUGA
Messenger RNA from Auxenochlorella protothecoides, 648 nucleotides. Its product is annotated as ER lumen protein retaining receptor. Bases 1 to 648 code for a protein of 215 amino acids. Gene Ontology annotation, cellular component: cis-Golgi network; endoplasmic reticulum; membrane. The record is from RefSeq and is a predicted model, not a curated record. NCBI's taxonomy places the organism in Eukaryota, Viridiplantae, Chlorophyta, Trebouxiophyceae, Chlorellales, Chlorellaceae. Gene Ontology annotation, molecular function: ER lumen protein retrieval receptor activity. Gene Ontology annotation, biological process: protein retention in ER lumen; endoplasmic reticulum to Golgi vesicle-mediated transport. The transcript has 6 exons.